AUGAUCAAGGCUCCGACUUCGCCGCUGUCCGUGUCGGCGCGGCCUUGCUGGACGAGCCGCGGGGCACGGAAAACCGUCUCCGUGGCCCGCCGAGGGUGCACAGCACGCAGCUCCCUGGUCAACACGGCACGCGACGUGCGCCGCGCUCGCGGAGGUGGCCGCCUGAUUGCAGCCGUCAGCCCGCCCGGGACGGAAAUGCAGACGGAGAUGCGGACGGUGACCGUCGAUCUGAAGGACCGCAGCUAUCCGAUUUACAUCGGCACCGACCUGAUCGACCAGCCAGAGCUGCUGGCGCGCCACAUCCGAGGAAAGAGCUGCCUGGUCAUCACCAACACCACGCUGGCCCCCAUGUAUCUAAACCGCGUUGUCGAGGGCCUGCGGGGCAUCGAGGGCAUGCGCGUGGAGGAGGUCGUGCUGCCCGACGGCGAGGAGUUCAAGUCGGUGGAGGUGCUCGGGAAGAUUUGGGACAAGGCCAUCGAGACGCGCCUGGACCGCAAGACGACCUUCAUCGCGCUCGGCGGGGGCGUCAUCGGCGACAUGACGGGCUUCGCGGCCGCGGCCUACCUGCGCGGCGUGGACUUCAUCCAGAUUCCCACGACGGUGAUGGCGAUGGUGGACUCGUCGGUGGGCGGCAAGACGGGCGUGAACCACCCGCUGGGGAAGAACAUGAUCGGGGCGUUCCACCAGCCGCAGUGCGUGCUGGCGGACAUGACGACGCUGCAGACGCUCCCGGACCGCGAGCUGGCGUCGGGCAUCGCGGAGGUGGUCAAGUACGGCCUGAUCCGCGACGCGGAGUUCUUCGAGUGGCUGGAGAGCAACAUGGAGCGGCUGCUCGCGCGGGACGCGGACGCGUUCGCGCACACGAUCGAGCGCAGCUGCGUCAACAAGGCGGAGGUCGUCGCGGCCGACGAGCGGGAGGGCGGCGUGCGCGCGACCCUGAACCUAGGCCACACGUUUGGGCACGCCAUCGAGAACCACCAGGGCUACGGGGCCUGGCUGCACGGCGAGGCCGUCUCCGCAGGCAUGGUGAUGGCGUCCUGGAUGUCCUGGAACCUCGGCUGGAUCGAGGAGGAUCUGUACCAGCGCACGCUGGCUCUGCUCAAGAGGGCGAAGACGCCGACGGAGUCUCCGUCGGACAUGAAGCCGGAGGACUUCAUGCGCAUCAUGGCGGUGGACAAGAAGGUCGUCGACGGCAACCUGCGGCUCAUCCUGCUCAAGGGUCCGCUCGGAAACUGCGUCGUCACGGGCGACUUCGACCCCGCAGUCCUCCAGAAGACUCUGGAGCACUUCUGUAAGUAG
Messenger RNA from Pedinophyceae sp. YPF-701, 1299 nucleotides. NCBI's taxonomy places the organism in Eukaryota, Viridiplantae, Chlorophyta, Pedinophyceae. The record is from the annotation of a GenBank genome assembly.